AUGAGCCAUAGACCUCCUCCAAAACACGAAGGCGUGAUCAUUGACGAUAUUGCCGAGGAGCGAGCGGCCCGAGCGAAACAGCUCAAAGAGGAUUUUCCUGGCUCACGAAACGUUCCUUCGACUGGGUUGCGUCUCCCAGAAUCAACUAAAGCUCCUGAAUCUAACGAACAGAAGGGACAGGCAUCGUCUCCUGAGAAAUCCGACCAGACGUAG
Messenger RNA from Serendipita indica DSM 11827, 213 nucleotides. NCBI's taxonomy places the organism in Eukaryota, Fungi, Basidiomycota, Agaricomycetes, Sebacinales, Serendipitaceae. The record is from the annotation of a GenBank genome assembly.